This is a messenger RNA of Brienomyrus brachyistius, 6023 nucleotides long. RefSeq names its product aconitate decarboxylase 1 (gene acod1). The record is from RefSeq and is a predicted model, not a curated record. Gene Ontology annotation, molecular function: lyase activity. The transcript is spliced from 5 exons. Bases 3962 to 5386 code for a protein of 474 amino acids. NCBI's taxonomy places the organism in Eukaryota, Metazoa, Chordata, Actinopteri, Osteoglossiformes, Mormyridae.
UUAUGAAAAUUGUCUCCAGAGUGAAAAAUGACUCUUCCAUGGUUCUUUAUUGUACCCGUGUAAGCAAACACACAUCAUUAUUCCUCCACACACACACACACAUUGCAGGUCAGAAUAUGCUUCCUCAUUGCCUUGUGUGUGAAUUCACACCAUUUCUAUACUACAUGGAACAGUACCCAACUAUUCUCAGAUUCAUUUUUAAAAUAAAAACCCUUCUGCUUUUUAGCCUACUUCAAAGCACUGUUUUUGCUGAGCUGUUUCUCAAUGUCUUGCUGUGCUGUCAUUCUGAAAUGUUAAAUUUAGUUUUGUAACAGGAGGAACACCAGGGUAGUGUAAAGAGUGAUAACUGAUUUAAUUGCAGUCUUUUUUUCCUACUCUUCAGGUCCCUUGAAAAAGUUCUCAAAAGUUGUGCAGCAAUAUCAACAUUUAGCUUUCAGUUGCCAAGCUACUAAAAUUGACAAACUUGACUGUAUGAGAAAAAGUGAAAUACUGGUGUCAUUGUUUUAAUCAUUUUCGUUGUGUGCUUCAGGACAGUGAGCAGUUAUCUGAAAAACACCCAUUGACCUCCAAACAGACGAUAUUCAUACAUUUAUACAGAAAAAACAUUAUAAACUCCUCAACUGAAAAUCAGUAUCUCAUCCCUUUCAGGCAGAGCUGCAUUUAAAUUAGUCAUUUCUCAGAGCGAGCCUGGUAAACAUUGGACUCAGAACUCACUUUAUUUUCAGCACGUACAAACAUUCCAGAAUGUUUGUGGUCCAAUGCCAAGCAUGAAGUACAUAACAUUACAGAAGACACAGUGUAAGACUUCUAAGACAAUAAAUUAACAUAAGAACUAGUGCAAGAACCAAAAACAGUUUUUCAAUGUAGUGCAAGUUGAAACAAUAUUGCACAUAUACCAUGAGGGAAGAUGUCAGACAAAGGGAAGAGAGGCAUUGUCUUUGGGGGAGUGGAUUGCACCUUGGUGACGGAUUCCUGAGGCACUAGGCAAGUUUAUUUAGGAGCUGGAGGGCUACGGAGAAGAACCUGCAGAGAUAAUGUGAGGUCCAGGUUGUGAUACACUUGUACCUCCUCUGUAAUGGCAGUUUGGUGAUGAGGUGACUACCUGGGUGAAAGGAAUCAACAGCAAUCUUUCCAGCUCUUCUCUUGACUCUGCAAGUGAACAGGUCUUCUUGGGUUGGCGGCUGACAGCCUGUGAUUUUCUCAACUGAUCAAACCACACAUUGUAAUCUGGUCUUGGAGGGAGCAAAAAAGUAGGAGGCGAUGGAGGAUGUCGUGACACUCCCAGUGAUGCUGAUGAGGAGUUGAAGUUCAGCAGGCUACAUUGGGAGAUGUUGAGCUUCUUGAGAGGGUGUAGGAGGAGCAGAAAUAUCUGGCCGUCCUUUAUGAUGGAGGUGACUUGCAUGUCCCACAUGAAUGUCCUGGUGAUGCUGGUCCACAGGAAUUUGAAUGACUCGACCAAAGAUACGGCUGGGCUAUUAAUAUCCAGGGGAAGGCAGGCAGGGGCUUGGUGGUGGGAGACGGCUCUCAUUUCCCUGUCUUGACCACAUUGAGUUUCAGGUUGCAGCUUACACACCAUUCUGCAAGAUGGCCGAGUUUGUACACCAUGCAGAUGCCUUGCUUUAUGCAUCACUAUAAUACUCAUGAUUUCCUUGAGAUAGACACCUUUCUAUAUAUACAUUUUAUAUAUAUAUGCAGUCCUUAAAACAUAAAUAGACUGUUUAACGAAUAAACUUUUUACCCAUCAUAUUCCAUCAUACCGAUGAGAUUUAAAGUGGUCUCUUUAUGAUUAAAAUAUAGCGGUGAUUUUCCUGCCAGAUUUAGAGUGAAGUAACUAUUUGUGAAUUCAUGAAGGCUGUAAACGUAAAUUCUGUAUUCAUACACUGGAAAUGACGUUUACCAACAUGAAGAAAAUCUGCAACAGUUAUAUAAAGCAGUAGUAGGGAAAUUCCUGCCACGAUGUAAGUAAUCAUGGUCAUGUUUAAUAAUAACAGGGUUCAGCAUGAUCACACUGUGACUCAGUGGAUAGUACUGUUGCCUAGCACCCUACACCCUUCCUCUGUGUGUGUGUGUGUGUAUGUAUUACGUUGUUGGAAGCUAAUGUCCCCACAAUGUGAUAAAAACCUGUUAUUGUGACAUUGUGGGGACCAUUUUUUUCAGUCCCAUGACUACAAUUGAAAACCUAAAAAUGCCAAAAGUCUCAUAUUUUGUUUGGUUAGUUAUGGUUAAGGUUAGGCUCAUCGGGUUAGGCUCAUCAGAUUGGGAUUAGAGUUUCCCCUCUCACAUGAAUGGAGAGUCCCCACAAAGAUAUAAUCACAAAUCUGUGUGUGUGUGUGUGUGUGUGUGUGUGUGUGGAGUUUAGAUGUUCUGCCAAUGUUGUACCCAUUUCCACAAUAUAUUCCAACUUGCUCAGCAGUCUAAAGGCAAACUCUUCGGCUAACUGCAACAGACAGGCAUUCAGCUCAGGGUUUAAUACUAUAGUCUAUAACAAGACUUGGAAAAGAGUGGUUCUUUAAAGGUAUUAUUAUUAUUCCUUAAAUUAUAUUUUUUGCAUGUAUUCUCCUUAUUUUACAUAAAGGUAAAAUUGUUUUAUCUUGCUGUUGAGUUUUGAAUUCUGGCAAGAGACAUAUGGCAUGAAGGCCAUGUUACAAUUGAGCUACUGAUGCAAUUGAAUUAUAUACUAGGCAUUCAAUUUAAAAUCAUAGUUUUCUGUUAAUGAGGUCCCUGUUCUGCGAUCCCAUUAUUUAAUCUGGAAUCCGCUAGAUGAAUAAACGGCAUGUAUUCCUCUGCGAGCAGGGCAGACUUCCGAACUAGUGUCACUAAAAACAUUUAGAGGAAAGAAAAUGCAUAUAAAAAUGUAGACCACAGAGAAAGUGGUGUUUUAACAUUUGGACCGAAACUCUUCCUCCAGUCCUGUUCUCCUCUGGUUUCCGGAUUGCGUGUGAGUUUGUAUGGUUCACUCUGCAGAACUUCACGCCUUUGUGUCUUAAUGUCCUUCUCCCAUCUCCCUCCUACAACAUAACAUAACCCCCACGAUAUUGAAUUACUUUGCAUUUUUGCAGUAAUUCCCGUAAAGCUCGUAGGCUUGUUCUUUAAUUUGGCAAUAAACAAUGUUCAAAUUCAGGCAGUGCAGUUUGAGGUCAGCUUGCAACCGUGAUCGAUAAAAACGGCUUCCAUGACCAUCAGCUUGUUUCAUUUCCCCAUGUUUUAAAAAAGAGUGUAAUAUCACGUUCUUUUUUCCUAGAAUACUGAAAUUGCACAAACAUACAGAUCUUUUAUGACCAUGUUUCUCAAUUCCAGUUUUUUUCAUUAGUUGGCAUUAAUGAAGUCACUGUACUUUUCUGUAGUUUUUUCCUGUACUCAAACAGUUUACUGUUCUACUGGGAAAUAACCGGUCUUGUACCAACUGUGUACUGGAAAUGCAGUCACCCAAUUACCAUACUAUUAAUCCAACAUAGGAUUACAGCAUUCUAUUCCAAGAAGCACAGAGCCUGGGAUACCUGAAAAUCGUGGAAUCCUGGAUGCGGGAUUUCAGCCCAUCGCAAGCUGUACGUUGUACACACCUGCCCUUACAAAAGUGCAGAAUUAUUACUGUUAGUAUCCAUGAAUUUUAACUCACUAUUUAACGUUACUUGUAAGUUGACUUCAUUGUGAGAUGUUUCGUUGUACUCCAUUCUGUACUCUGUAAAUUUAAGUCAAAAACCCAACCUGAAUUUUGCUCUAUAUGAAAUGAAACCCACAUGAACAGAGAGAUAACAUUUGCCAUCAUGUGACUUACUUUGUACUUUACAGGAAGUAAUCAUCUGGUCUCACUUGCACAAUGACUUGGAUUUUUCCAUCCUUUCAUGUGGUCUUGGGUUAUUAUGUAAAUUCCAGCUUUGAAACAUGCCAUAGAGGUUUAUAAGCCAGACCAAUCGAUCCAUUCCCAAGUCUUUGAGCCGACAUUUGAGCAAAGAAGAGCACCAUGCUCCGCAAGAGUGUCACUCAGAGUUUUGGAGCUGCGAUCUCCAGCUGGACCACCGACCACCUGACUGACACUGUGGUCCGCAGAAGUAAGCGCAUGAUCCUGGACACACUCGGAGUGGGCCUUCUGGGAACCAGCACCCCGGUCUUCCAGACGGCCCUCCAGUACAGCAGGAAAUAUGAAGCCAAGGAGAAAAGUUCCAUUUGGGGACGACCGGGACUCAGUCUACCAGCGCAGUAUUCCGCUUUCGUCAAUGGAAUCGCAGUGCACGCCAUGGACUUUGAUGACACCUGGCAUCCAGCCACACACCCCUCGGGGGCGGUGCUGCCGGCUCUUCUCGCCCUGGCCGAGACGCUGCCCGACAAGCCCUCUGGAUUACAACUCCUACUGGCCUUCAACAUUGGCAUUGAGGUGCAGGGGCGUCUUAUGAGAUUCUCCAAUGAGGCGCAGCACAUCCCCAAACGGUUCCACCCUCCAUCGGUGGUUGGUGUGAUGGGCAGUACAGCGGCUACAUCUAAGCUGCUGGGUCUCAGUUCAGCGCAGUGCGUGGAGGCGUUGGGCAUCGCCGCCUCCUACGCAGGUGCCCCUAUGGCCAACGCUGCCACCCAGACCAAACCUCUUCACAUCGGCAACGCCACCCGUAGGGGUCUAGAGGCCUCCCUGCUGGCCCUCUUUGGUUUAGAGGGCAACAAACACAUUCUUGACAUAGACUCGGGGUUCAGAGUGUUCUACAAAGAUUAUACGCCAACAGAGAUUCCCAGUGGCACGUGUGGGGGGUCCUUCAGGUGGGUCCUAGAGGAUCAAGAUGUGGCCUUCAAACGUUUCCCGGCGCACUUGGGGAUGCACUGGGUCGCCGAGGCAGCGGCCGCCGUCCGAGAGAAAUUGCUCGGGGAAGACCCCAACUUUGAUUUCGGUCAGGUCAGGAAGGUGACACUGCGAGUGCCCAAGUCCAAGUACAUAGACUGUCCAUUCCCCAAGACCGAGCACGAAGCCAGGCACUCCUUUCAGUUCAACGGCUGCUCGGCGUUGCUGGACGGCCACGUGUCCACGGAUUCCUUCACCAAUGCCCAAAUUGAGAGAAAGUCCCUAAAGGACCUUCUGCUCACGACCCAGAUAGAGAACCCAGAGGACAAUCCCUCAAACUUUGACAAGAUGUACUGUGAGGUUCAAGUUCAGACAGCAGAUGGGAGAAUCCAGACUGCGAGGUGUGACACCUUUUACGGUCACUGGAGGAACCCACUGAAGCAGGUGGACUUGGUGAGGAAGUUCAAUGCUAAUGCUACCACCGUACUCUCUCUGGAAGUGGCCGAGGACAUUGUCAGCAUUAUAGAUGAUUUAGAGAACAUCCCAGACUGCACAGUGCUCAGCUCAUGCCUUCAAACGACCGAUCAAUCAGCCCGAGGAGCCUCAGUCUGUGGUGCCUAAAUUGCAUUCUCCAAAAACCUGGAAAACUGAACUAAAAACACAUGUAUACAAAAAAAGCAAUAUUGCUCAGCAUUUUAGAUUCAAUAUUCUAGUUACAGUGUUCAGCAAAUGCUUUGAUCCAAGGUGACAUACAGUCACUUGAAAUUGGGGUCAGACAGUUCCCGAUCAAUUUGGGGUUAAGCUCCUUGCUCAAAAGCCCAACAGUGACCUGACUUUGCCGACUUUGGGAUUUGAAGCAACAACAUUCCGAUCACAGGAACACUGCCCCCCCCCCCCCCACCACUACUCCAUGUAAUGACUAACACUAUCAUUUAAUUCUGUAUAAUUAUUUAAAUGAUUGUAUAGCUUUUUUGUGCAUAAUUCUUAACUUAGAGACUAAUAUAUUCUAGGUGUUAGUUUACAUUACUAAAUUAUGUUCGAUUACUCUUACAAAUCAAUAAACAGUGUUUGCUUUCACAAAAGAGUCCAGUUCAGAAGGACCUUCACUGCCAUUUGAAUUUAUUUGUCGCAGUUGCUGCACACUAUACUCUGUAAAUGCAAGUCAAAAAACUUGAAAUUUGCUCUAUACAGGAAAAUCCUACAGGAACACAGAGUAAAAUGCACACAUACAGCAAUAGUUUUUUUUUUUUUUUUUUUU